AUGCCGCAGUGGCUGGUCAUUGGAAUCUCGGGCGUCACCUGCGGGGGCAAGACAACGCUGGCCCACAGCUUGCACGACUACUUCAAGGGCCUCAGCGGGGCCCCGCUGUGGCACUCGCCGUACACCAUCGGCGAGGUGCGCCUGAUUUCGCAGGACGACUACUUCCUUCCCGUGGAUGACAAGCGCCACCAGCGGAACGAGGCACUAAACGCCAUCAACUUUGAGCUGAUCACCUCGCUGGACAUGCCCAAGAUGCUGAACGACAUAGCGCACGUCAUCAAGGGCCGCCAUGUGGCCCCCGAGCCCCCGGAGCAGCUGGUCACCUACGCAAACUUUGAGCACUACGCCCUGCAGUUCCAGCAGCAGUACCACUACAACGCGAAUUAUUACAAGCAGGCCGCAGCCGGGGCUUACCAGUAUCCGCCCCAGCAGCCCCGACACCAUCAAAACCACCACCGGCAGCAUCACCAUCAGCAGCAAUUCCAGCAGCAGCAGCAGCAGCAAGCGGCGCACAUCAUGCGGAUCAAUGCCCAGAUCGCUGCCCAGCUAAGGGACAAGAAGGUCAACUUCCUCCUGGUCGAGGGAUUCAUGAUAUUCAACCAGCCGGAGCUGCUGGCCCUGUGCAACCUCAAGUACCAUUUCCAUCUGCCCUACGAGAAGUGCUUCGAGCGGCGCAGCAAGCGUACCUACGACCCCCCGGACGUGACCGGCUACUUCGAGCUCUGCGUGUGGCCGCAUUACGAGAAGAACUUCAGCGAGUACCGCGACUGCAAGGACAUCACAUUCCUGAACGGCGAGAUCGCCAAGGAGAAGAUCUUCAAGUUCGUCCUCCAACGCAUCGUGCACUACUUCGAGGAGCGCUGCGAGGUCCCAGCUCCCGCUCCCGUCGUCUGUCCGCCGCAGCAGAAGCGAUUCGGAAUGCUCUACGUGGGUCCGAGCAACAACAACGUGAUGCCCACGGCCUGUCCCAUGGAGCAAUAAGUUGUGUACAAUAAAGGAAUAUUGUAUAGUAAUAGGAAGUAAGGAGUUCUAAAUUGUUUGAGUUACCUCCCCGAGUCGUGGCUAAAAUCCCCAUUGUACAUUAAGGCAUAUACAUAUGUAAGCAAAUCUUAGGGUGGUUCGAUUUUUAGUUCGAGUGCAAACACCAUCCAAAUUUGAUCUUUCGGUCAGUUAGUCCUAUUCGGUUGAGAACGCCAGUAGCGGAGCUUAUGGUCUUACCACCGGAAAGUCAUAAUAAAGUUGCAGUAUUGUAGAAAAAAUAAUUUGUGGCCAGAUCUACCCAAUCAAUUACAGUUUUCAGUUCCGCAUGUGCAAAUCGACCCGCCCUAAAAUACAACUUUCAUUAGUUAGUCUUUAUUUCGUAUUAAGAUAAUUAUUAUGGGUGACAUGGUCUCUGUUGUGGAGAACGCUCUUGUAACCAGAAUUGUGAAAUGAAGAAACUAGGUUCAGGAAUUCAUAUUUAGCUGUGCUAACUAAUACACUUGUAUUGUAUUGUUUACUAUUACGUCAUGGAAUUUUGCAAAACCCCAACGAGGUAUUUGGUGUGGGGCGUUUUUAUGGAGUCGAACGUUAUUGUACUAUAUAAUGGAUAUUCAUAUAUGCAUAUGCACCUUGUAAAUACCGUAGUGUAUAAAUACCAAAUUUAAACCUAGCUGUAAGACUAUGACCUAAUAGAAUUCUAUUUUUCUUGUGCGAAACAAAACACACAUACGAAUAAACAGACAUUUAACCGCAAA
Drosophila ficusphila is the source of this 1736-nucleotide messenger RNA. RefSeq lists its product as uncharacterized. The transcript has a single exon. The record is from RefSeq and is a predicted model, not a curated record. Gene Ontology annotation, cellular component: cytoplasm. Bases 1 to 981 code for a protein of 326 amino acids. Lineage: Eukaryota; Metazoa; Arthropoda; Insecta; Diptera; Drosophilidae.